Messenger RNA from Leishmania mexicana MHOM/GT/2001/U1103, 2937 nucleotides. RefSeq lists its product as hypothetical. The record is from RefSeq and is a predicted model, not a curated record. Bases 1 to 2937 code for a protein of 978 amino acids. The transcript has a single exon. NCBI's taxonomy places the organism in Eukaryota, Euglenozoa, Kinetoplastea, Trypanosomatida, Trypanosomatidae. Gene Ontology annotation, biological process: nuclear-transcribed mRNA catabolic process. Gene Ontology annotation, molecular function: 5'-3' RNA exonuclease activity; RNA binding. Gene Ontology annotation, cellular component: nucleus.
AUGGGGCUUUUAGGGCUUCGCAAGUUCAUCGACUCCUGCGGGUGCACGCGGUUGCUCCCGGUGCCUCUGAGCGAUGCGGAGGCCGCAGAGGAGGUGAAGCGGCGCUUGCGAGUGGAGGGCUACUACGAGAUCACCGGCGAGGACGCUGAUGCGGACUUGGGCGCGCUGUACGCCAACGGCAGCGAGAAGAAUGAGGCAAAUGACGUUGACAGCAGAGGGGCGUGCCGGCGCCCGUUAACAUCUUCCUCGCACAUGAGCCCUCCGGAGCAGGCAGGGGUUGUCGCGACUGGCAGCUACGCGCCGAUGGUCGAUCACGUGCUGGUGGACAUGAACUGUGUUGUGCACUCCUGCUUCCAUCAUCAAAGUAGCGAGAACAAAAUGAAGAGGCAGCUCAUCCAGGAGGUGCUGGAGCGGCUGCGUGUGCUGGUGACGGAGGUGGUGGUGCCGCGCCAGUCGCUCAGCAUCUGCUUCGACGGCCCCGCUCCCAUUGCAAAACUCCAGACGCAGCGGCUUCGACGGCGCAGGGUUUCUCUUCUCGACACCGGCAGUGUACAGCAGCUCAACACGCUCUCGAUCACCGCCGGGUCGCUCUUCAUGAUCGAGCUCGAGAACGCCAUCGCGUCACAGUUUAAGCUGAACCGCGGCCGCGGCUUUCUUCGCCGUGCGUGCCCGGUGUACCUCUACGGCACUACCGUCAUGGGCGAGGGCGAAGCGAAGAUAUCGCGCGCGCUGGCCUUUCUCGCAUACGGCUCAGGCAGCACGACAGACAGAACCGCGCGGACACCGCAGGACGAGAGGGCGCCUCGCUCUCGCAGGGAGUUCGGCAACGCUGGCCGCCGGGGCAGCAGCGGCGAUGGCUGUGACGAUGCCGCGACGGCGCCGUAUCUGCGCUGCCGCCCAGACGAUACAGUCGUGGUGAUGGGCAACGACAUCGACCUUGUCAUGACAUGCCUUGGCGCCACCGCCUUCCACAACUUCAGCAUCAUCAGCCCAUCCUCUCUGCAGCUUAUUCGUGUGUCGGACAUCUUGUACCGCUGGCUGAAGGCGACCUCCGCCACCCGCGGCGACACGCCCUUCUCGCCAUCGCAGCUACCGUCCAUCCGCAUCGACUUCAUUUUCCUUUUCCUGCUCAACGGCGGCGAUCAUUACACCGGCGCUGGUGAGGUGGCCAUGGCCUUGUGGCGGCGCUACCGCAGUGUGCGCGCCACAUAUCCAUACAGCACGCUCGUCUCGCCUAGCCUCGACGCCAUCGACAUCGACUUCCUCGCAGACGUCGUGCAGUCGUCCGAAUACACGGGGUCGUCAAGCAUCGAGGUGGGCAUGGGCCUUCUCCAGGCGGCUCUUUGGUCGCUCCACACGGUCGUCACGGGUGUGUGCCCAGACUACCACUACGUGCCAGCGCCAGCGGCGCCGCAGCUGUGCCACCUACGCGCUGCGGCGGCGCACUGUCAACGAACGAACGCCCGUAUUUGCCUCCCAAGUGCUACGAUGGAUUCGCAGCCUCUGACGCCGCUGGAGACCUACGUGGCUCUCAUGCCAACGGAGGCGACUCUGCCGAAGAGCAUCGCCGCGGGGCUGCACAGCAAGGCGGCGCAUCAGUCUAUCCUGAAGACACUGGCGACGAGCAACGACACGGCUGCGAUAGCGCGCGCUGCGAAGGAGGCAGUGGAGGUGUCGGCGCCGUGGCUCACGAAGAGCGAGCAGUACCUCCGCCACUUCACGUCGCCGGUUCAGCUGAACGUCAAUCCGCCACGGCGACGGCUGAGCCGCCACGAGCAACAUCGCAUGCUGGCGACGCACGGCUACGUCCAGGUCGAGGACCCCGUGCCAGAGGUGAGUCCAAUCGUGAUGCCGGAGAAUGUGCCCUACUUGAACGUCCCCUACCUGCCAUACACGAAGUACCUCGACUUUUACUGUCCAUUCGACGUGGCGACUGAGCAGCCGCAGGAAGGCGAUGAAGGAGACCAGGCCACCUCGGCACACCACGCUAGUGGCGGCCCCCCUGUGAAUGGCGGGCGGCUCACGCACCUGCACGGACGAGCCGUAUCCACCCGCCCCUUUCUCUUCUCAGCAGCCGUCACUCCCCAGGACGGAAUGCAUACUAGCUGUAGCGCCGACAGCACCACAGGAGCUGGCUCAGAUGGGGCUGCGGGCGCCGCAGGCCGGUCGGCAGAGCAUAGGCGAGUGUACCUCAACCAGGAGGAGGCUGCCGCGGAGUUGCGGCAACGCGAGCGCAAGUCCGCUGCAGCGAAACUGCAACGUGCCCUUGACAUCACCUCUGGCAUCUUGGAGCGAGGCCAGCACUUCACGACACCACAGCAGAGGCGCAUGCAGCGUCGGCUGCACCGGCUGCGGCAGGUCGAAUCAGCGGAGCUGCGUGCCAUACUGGCGAGGGAGGACCGAAAAUACGUCUCGCGUACGGGGAAGACAGACACGCGUGACCUCGAAAGUGAAUUGAGGCAUUUCUUGGGUGAUGAUGCGUCGCCAGAGGAGGUCGCGGCGUUGAUGGGCGACGCGGCGGAUGAGCAUGCUGACGUUGGGGUCGCUGUGCGCGGGGCUGGUGUGGUGGCAAGCAGCGGCAAGGCUAGCACAAGGAAGAAAAAUUUGAAGUCCAAGAAAGGCGGCAUUUCCGCGGUGGUGGCGCUGCGUCCACGAGAUGCAGCGGUGAGCCAGCGGAAGGGGUUAAAGGCAGGCGCCCAACAUGACGGCAGCCGCACCAACGCGGGGCACUACGAGUAUGAUAUGACGGCCUCUACAGUCACUGUUAAGCAGCGUAAGAGGCGCGCAGCGGUGUCCACCGAUGUCGACAGCCAUGCGGAUGUGGACAAGACAUCGGCUGGUCUGAAGCGGCGCCGACGCGAGCGUAUCGAGGGUUGUGAGGAGGACAGCGUCCUCCAGCGCACACCAACAGAGACCAAGAAGCGGAGGAGGGUGUAG